This is a messenger RNA of Acomys russatus (golden spiny mouse), 1123 nucleotides long. It is a transcript of the gene Tigar, whose product is annotated as TP53 induced glycolysis regulatory phosphatase. Gene Ontology annotation, cellular component: cytosol. The record is from RefSeq and is a predicted model, not a curated record. Gene Ontology annotation, molecular function: fructose-2,6-bisphosphate 2-phosphatase activity. NCBI's taxonomy places the organism in Eukaryota, Metazoa, Chordata, Mammalia, Rodentia, Muridae. Gene Ontology annotation, biological process: negative regulation of glycolytic process; positive regulation of DNA repair; regulation of pentose-phosphate shunt. The transcript has 6 exons. The coding region runs from base 109 to 915 and encodes 268 amino acids.
AGCCGGUCCGCAGGCCAGGCGGAAGUAGUGUAGGCAAGACGGCCCCCGCCUUGAAGGCGCAGCGCCGUGCUGCAGAGCCGGGUCUUGGCUCAUGAACCUCGGCCCAAGAUGCCGCGCUUCGCUUUGACUGUCAUCCGCCAUGGCGAAACAAGACUUAAUAAGGAGAAAAUCAUUCAAGGACAAGGAGUAGACGAACCCCUCUCCGAGACUGGCUUUAGGCAAGCAGCCGCCGCUGGUCAGUUUCUGAACGGUGUGCAGUUUACGCACGCUUUCUCCAGCGAUCUCACGAGGACUAAGCAGACCAUCCAUGGCAUUUUGGAGAGGAGCAGAUUUUGCAAGGACAUGGCAGUGGAGUAUGACUCCAGACUUCGAGAAAGGAAGUACGGGGUCGUGGAAGGCAAGCCGCUAAGCGAGCUCCGGGCCAUGGCCAAAGCUGCGGGGGAAGAGUGUCCCAUGUUCACCCCACCCGGAGGAGAGACACUAGAGCAGGUGAAAACGCGUGGGAAAGAUUUCUUUGAUUUUAUUUGUCAGCUAAUCCUGGGCAAGGCUGGCCAGAGGGAAACCUUCCUCCCUGGAACUCCAGGCCGCUGUUUGGAGAGCUGUUUGGCUGAGGUUUUCCCCGUAGGAAAACGUGGCAGCUUGGGUCUGCAGCCCGGUGGUGGAUCCCCCAGUUUAGCAGCCAGCGUCCUAGUUGUAAGUCACGGAGCUUACAUGAGAAGCCUCUUUGGUUAUCUCCUGAGUGACCUCAAAUGCUCAUUGCCGGCAACACUGGGCAAAUGUGACCUUUCAUCCAUCACUCCCAACACGGGGAUCAGUGUCUUUAUCAUAGACUGCGAGGAAGGACGGGGGCCAGCGAUUCAGUGCGUCUGCAUGAACCUCCAGGAGCAUCUGAACGGAGUGACUGAAAAGCGCUGAGGUUAAAACCCUGACACUCUGCAGCCUCUGAAGGGAGCGCCUUGGCCUGUUGUGUUUGUGUCCUCUGCCCCUGCUAUUUCAGAAGCACUUAAGAAUCCAUGUGGUGAAGUCCUGCUGGGGUCCUGGCAGUAUCAGACUGGUGCAUUCCGUCUCUGAAUUAUUAGCGUGUGAGGACAUGCAGCAUUGCACGCUGGGAGAUUAAUGGCCU